AUGGCGUAUUCCUGGGAGCAUAAAACCCCACGAGGGCUAGUAAAAGAUGGCGUUGUCUUACACAAUGCCCUCUCUGAGAUAUACGGCUCCGGCAAUUUUGCCUAUGAAGAGGUCGGUGCCAACAUUAUCCUCACUGCUUUCCUUGAGGAGCCUAAGGAUUUGUUGGCCCAGCUGGUGAAGAAGAGAGUUAUCAAAAGGUUUGUCUUAUAUGCUUUGGACAUCGAUCGGUUUCCUUAA
Fusarium odoratissimum NRRL 54006 is the source of this 237-nucleotide messenger RNA. RefSeq lists its product as uncharacterized. Lineage: Eukaryota; Fungi; Ascomycota; Sordariomycetes; Hypocreales; Nectriaceae. The transcript has a single exon. The record is from RefSeq and is a predicted model, not a curated record. Bases 1 to 237 code for a protein of 78 amino acids.